GUUCGAAGGUAUCCCUAAUUUCCUACGAAUCAAUGCAAAAAAAUCUACUCAUUAAUUAAGGUUGAGGAUCAAUUUGUAGAGAGAGAUAGAGAUAGAGAUAUAGAGAGAGAGAGCUUUCUUUCUUACUGGCUUGUGUCGUGUGAUGUAAAUUCGGCAACAAACUCCCAUCUACUCAGAUUCCGAGUUAAUCUCCUCACCCUUUUGCGCUUUCCUUCCAAAUCUCAACUGCUCAGGACUUAAAUUCACCAAAAAUUCCCAUCCCAAUUUUGUGUCGAUUUCGUAUACUCAACUUAAAUGCGGGAGGAUGGCGUCGGCGACGGCGGUGGCGGUAGGGUUUCCGAAUUGCUUAGGUCGGACAUCGAGAAGCAGGGGAUCGAAGAGCCGUCGGAGAAUGCUGCCGCCGUAGGCGAACCGGAAGACUCCGCGGCGGAGAAGAUUAUCGACGUGGUGGUGGUUAAUUGCGGUGGCGCCGGCGGUGGCGGUGGAGGGAGCAAGAGUGAGCCCCAAAUCGAAAGGGAUCCGACUCCUGGCGAAGAGUGCAGGGUGUGCCAAGAGGAUACUGAAGAAGCAUUGAUCAAUCUCGGAUGUCAGUGCCGAGGCGGUCUUGCGAAAGCACACCAAUCGUGCAUAAUCAAAUGGUUCAGCACUCGAGGUUCCAACAAAUGCGAGAUUUGCCAGGAAAUAGCUUCAAACAUAACACCACCCGACCCCCAGGCAAGUACGGGCUACUGGAUUUGGAGGGUCGAUCCGGCGUUGAGAGCUCAAGAACGCACAAGGGGCUGCUUUAGUCCUCUCUGGGUCGCAUUCUCGAUUCUUAUAGGUGGGCUUUUGCUCGAUGUGCUGAUUUCUGUAAUGCUCGGUGUCUCCGCACUCCCUGUGAAUAUCAUCAUCGGGGUAAUCGUGGUGUUGGGACUCGGCACAGCUCUUCGACUUGCCCUGGAAUUUUGCCAAGAAUGGAAUGUUCGGAGGGUGGUGCAGCGGGUGGAAGCAAAUGCCAGCCUCGGCUACCAUCCGGCGUUGUAGGCGAGAAACACGACUUUGUAUAUAAAAUGCACACCAGGUCAGAUCCUUAAGAAGGAUAAAUUUCUUGUCGACAUCGAUCUUUCUUCUUGUUUCGGCAGUUCAUUGCAUUUCUGGGUUUAUAUAUAUAUAUAUAUAUUGUUGGGAAAGUUUUUGAAUUCGAUCUAUUGAUCGAUUCCGUGGCUCCGAAUUUUCGAACGUAUGUUUAUGUGUUUUUUGUUUUUAUUUUCUUAGUUCUAAAACAUGUAAAUUCAUGAUCUUAUGUAUAUUGUUUUGUCCAUGUUUAUGCUGAAUUGAAGCUGAAGGUGAUCAAUGGUUGUUUAUGUCCUGAUU
Messenger RNA from Andrographis paniculata, 1353 nucleotides. RefSeq lists its product as uncharacterized. Lineage: Eukaryota; Viridiplantae; Streptophyta; Magnoliopsida; Lamiales; Acanthaceae. Bases 295 to 1023 code for a protein of 242 amino acids. Gene Ontology annotation, molecular function: zinc ion binding. The record is from RefSeq and is a predicted model, not a curated record. The transcript has 6 exons.